Molecule: messenger RNA, 2379 nt
Organism: Temnothorax curvispinosus
Lineage: Eukaryota; Metazoa; Arthropoda; Insecta; Hymenoptera; Formicidae
Product: F-box/WD repeat-containing protein 9-like
Exons: 7
Coding region: 584-1864 (426 amino acids)
Cellular component (GO): preribosome, large subunit precursor
Molecular function (GO): protein binding
Source: RefSeq, a predicted model, not a curated record
GUUAAAAAUAAUCAAAUUUAGUAAUUUCUGUCGGCUAGCUUCAUAGAGGUACCCAAACUCUGAGUUUGGUCAGAGAGAGAAGUUUGAGAGAAGCCAUCCCAGCCUUUUUCGUGGGACUAUCAAAACCCCCUGUACACUAUCGCCAAUACAUUCAUUUUUAAAAUUGGUACUACGUAUAGACACGUUCAUUUUCCGACACUGCCGAUAAAACAUAUGAUUCUGUAAAUGUAGUGGUGUUAUACAUAUAUAUACACAACACCAAUAAAAAUGGCCGGGAUGGCCUCUCUCAGGUUUGAUGUUUCCACCGCAAGAGCGCUCACCCCAACUCAACUCUGACCCGGUUCGAAACCUCGAUGGAAACUUAGGGGCUGCGCAUAAUGUAUAAGGUGUAUCUUUUUGCGCACAUAACAAUGAAAGGAAUAAGGGACAGGGAUUUUCUAUUCCUUACAUUGUGCGCAGCUCCUUACUUACGGUCAGAGAGGCUUCUCUCUGCCGGUGUAUACACCAUCCUCACUUUCGUUGAACCAUCGGCAUCGGUCAGUUCGAGCAGAUCGAGUAAAAAUAUUCAGAUUUGCGAGAAAAAAUGAAUGACGAGAAUGCACGCUGCGCUUACGACGGCGAGGAAUAUGCACAAUUGUCACUGGUGCAACUCCCGGUGGAGAUGUUCCUGCAUAUAUGUUCCUUUCUAGAUGCGUCGACGUUGGUGCACAGUUUGAGCUUAGUGUGCAAACAGUUCUACCAGAUUUUAAAGGAUGAUGAUUUACUGUGGAAAGCGCGAAUUGACCAUAUAUUGCCGAAUGCUAGUCACUCGCUUUUGUGUCCCGAGAGGCCCGACAACUUUUGGAAGUUGUCGUGCGUUGCGAUCGAGAAACAAACAGCGCUGUGGAAACAGCAAAAUUCUAUGGAGAAUCUGAGAUUUCCGGGUCUUUGCAGAAAUGAAAAUUCUGUGUUGCUGAUGCCCGUAGAUGGAAUCACUUAUUUAGUUGGUAUAAAAGAUUGCAACUUAUUUUGCAAGAAACUUUCUUAUCGCGAGGAACCCUUUUACGAAGUCAAGGCCCUCUGGAGGUCUGCGUUUGGAGUAGAAAGUCUGACGGCGAUAAACCACACGGUCUACCAUAGUUGUCCAGAUCAUACGGUCAAAUCGUGGGUGCUCACCAACACCGGUCUCGUCCAUGACAGAACUUAUGAUCCAGAUCCAAAGUGCGACUUAAUGAUUGCGUCGAUGAUUGGGACUUCUGAUUCGACGCGAUGUAUGUCAUCGUGUCCGGAGCAGGCCCGCUUUGCGAUCGGCGUAUACGACGGGACAAUAUACGUGUACGAUUCGAGAUCGAGUAGUAAUAAGCCGAUCAGCCAGUACCAACCCGAACGUUCAUCAGUGACUAACCUGGCCAUGAACGCAGAAUACAUCUUGUCCGCUAGCUGUGGCGGGAGGGUAUCCAUUUGGGAUCAGAGAGCCGGACGGAUCAUGAAGUCUAUCACAAUUCCAGGUUCCAUCGGAUUCCCGAUUCCAGUAAAAGCGUACCCCACGUACAUUGAUAUGCGACGGGAUUUGGUUUGCGUUGGGGACAACGAGGGAAAAUUGCACAUGCUAGAACCAAAGAACGAUUUCGAGCUAGUGAAAUCUUAUUCCACCGAGCAUACGGACGAGAUAACGGGAGUGCGUCUGACGCACGGAUGCCUGAUAACGAGUUCCCUAGACGGCACCGUCAGAAUUUCGAGUCCUACGGAUCCGCCAAAGCUCAUCGCUACUUUAGAGGAUGAAUACAGCGGAAAAUAUAUUUACAGCAUGGACUACCUGAAUGACACUCUCGCGAUAGCAGGCAAAAGUAUCGUCGUAUGGCGGCCGAGAAAUCGACGUGUUUAACGAAUCAUCAAUGAACAAAAAAUUUCUAUACGUUUUUUAUAACUAUUCUAUAGCAUUAUUGCUUUGAUAUGUGAUAUGUGUUCUUAUAUUCUUUCUCAUAAUUAUACUACUUUGACGUCUCUCUAAUAUACGCAAUGUGAUAGAUACCGUUUCGCGAAAUUAAAAGUAGAUAUUGUUUUGUUGGAAAUUCGUUUCUGUAAUUAAAAGCUUCACUAACAUCGUUUACGAUUAAAAGCUAGGCUUAUAAUUAACAGCGUAUUCAUGUUGAGAUCUUUUAUGUUGCAAAGAAUAAGAGAAAACAUAUUACUAUAUAGUUAAGUUCCAUAAGCAUUUAAAUAUAUAUUUUAUAUAUUGCAUUAGCGCAUGACGCGUAUCGUAUCAUUGUUUUGUUCUGUAAAUUUUUCUGACAAGACGUUAUAUUUUAAUAGCACGCAUUUUCUUAUAUGAUACUGUGUGCGUGCACACUCGAGAAGCGGCGAUGUACUAGACGCUUAUUUAUAACAUUUAUAAACAAA